AUGAAACGGAAACAGCGUGAAAAUUUUGGUUUUAAUCGCAAUCAUGGUAAUAGUAACAAUCAUAAAUCAUUUAUUCGUCGACGUUAUCAGCAAAAUUUUUGCGCUCGAAAUGCAGCAUUAGCAGGUGAAAUAUCAGAUGUGGAAGAUGAUGAAAAGAAAGAGACCCCUCCGAAUAUCAUAUUCAACAAAUUAUCAAAUGAUAAUGCUAUGUUACGUACGAGUGCAUCAUUGGCUAAAGAAACAAUAUCAUUAGUUAAAAAACAAUUAAAAAGUGGCAAGCAAUUAGAAACACGAAUUGUUCGCUAUCCAAAUGGAAAACCAUUAGCACUUAAUGUCAUUCAUAAA
Messenger RNA from Acanthocheilonema viteae, 345 nucleotides. The record is from the annotation of a GenBank genome assembly. NCBI's taxonomy places the organism in Eukaryota, Metazoa, Nematoda, Chromadorea, Rhabditida, Onchocercidae.